AUGGAUCUUCGGAACCUUGCCGCCACCCCCAGCCUCGACAGAAGACCGUCUAUACUGUCGUUGUCGCUGUCUGGGUAUGCUUCCUCGAACUAUGGUGGAAAUACCACGCCUCAACUUUCCAGUCAACGUUUAAAUGGCGGCCGCCAAUCGACUCCAGGACUGAUUUCCGGUGGUCCUCCUACCGGGAUUUCUGGUCCUUCGAGUGGUGCCGUUGCUUCUGCUAACCUGAACCCCUCGUCCUCUGCUUCCAAUCAAGCCUGGAGCAACGUGGCCGGCGGCCUGACCAUUGGCGUUGGCCCUUGGGUUGAGCAGCAGCAAGCCCAAGCAGCAGCGCUUAAAAAGAAAAAAACUAAUGACGAUGACGAUGAUGAAAACAACGACAAUAAUAACGACGAUGACGACGAUGAUGACGACCUCAUUCCCACCGCCAUUGUGAUCAAAAAUAUUCCGUUCGCGAUCAAGAAAGAACAACUCUUGGACGUGAUGACCAAGUUGAGCCUUCCGCUUCCCUAUGCGUUCAACUACCAUUUCGACAACGGAGUGUUCCGGGGGCUUGCGUUUGCAAACUUCACCCUGACCGACGAGACCACGCUGGUGGUGAACCAGUUGAACGGUCGUGAAAUCGGUGGCCGCAAGCUUCGAGUUGAAUACAAGAAAAUGCUCCCGGCCCAGGAACGUGAGAGAAUUGAACGUGAGAAGAGAGAGCGCCGGGGACAGUUGGAGGAGCAGCAUCGCACCAAUUCUAAUGCAUCUUUGGCACUGCUUCUUUCGGCCGCUUCCACCACCGCUGCCACGAAAAAUUUGAGUGUGGGCACUGGAAUUACCACCACCCAUACCGAAAGACUCGCGGUGUCGUACCCUGUAGGAAGCACCCCGGUUCCAACCGAACUCAACAUGAACGAUGGUGAUGUGUUGGAAUUGUAUUCGCAACUUCUUUUGUAUCGUGACGAACCGACAAAGGCAGUGUACGAGCUUGCGUUUCCAGCGCUUCUUCCAGCCCAGCGCAAAACACUCUCGCUUCUUUGUGGAGUACUUAACCUUCUCGAGUUGUACGAUAAUGGGACAAUUAUAAUCAGACGCCGACCAGGUCAACUUCCCCAUCAGCCGGUGCCUGCUUCUGCAUCCAUGAUGAACCUCACGUCGUUGCUGGGCCAUCCCGAGUUGCUUCGUAGCCAGAGCCAGUCAGCAUUGCCUAUGCGUAGGCAAACCCCAACACCAAUGGCUCUCGGUUCUGCCAAUGGAGUGGCAGCUACCCCAGGAGCCACACCUGUCGCUUCUGUGCUUCCGCCGGUAUCAGGAGGCCCUGGAGGAGCCACGAGCAUACAAUCGCAGACUACUGGUGCCCCAAGUGCAACUUCUGGCCAACCAUCAAUGCCUGGUCUUCGGUACCCAAUGAGGUCCAAUAACCGUUCAUUUGACGUUGCCCCUGGCGCCGAGUCGCCAACUCCACAACACGCGUUCUUUACAAGCCAGCCAACUACCCCAGCAGACCUUCAGUCUCGGUUUGCACCUUUUGGUGGAAUGGGUUUUGGUUAUAACCAGCUGCAAAAUGGUACCGGUGGAGACGAAUAUUCCACGUUUAAUGAUCCACUUUCCGUCAAGCUUUCGACACUCAACGUCGACAAGUCGGGAAUCUGGGGUCCUAAAUGA
Molecule: messenger RNA, 1650 nt
Organism: Meyerozyma guilliermondii ATCC 6260
Lineage: Eukaryota; Fungi; Ascomycota; Pichiomycetes; Serinales; Debaryomycetaceae
Gene: PIN4
Product: Pin4p
Exons: 1
Coding region: 1-1650 (549 amino acids)
Cellular component (GO): cytoplasm; nucleus
Molecular function (GO): mRNA binding
Source: RefSeq, a predicted model, not a curated record